This is a messenger RNA of Humulus lupulus (European hop), 2331 nucleotides long. RefSeq lists its product as uncharacterized. Bases 1 to 2331 code for a protein of 776 amino acids. Lineage: Eukaryota; Viridiplantae; Streptophyta; Magnoliopsida; Rosales; Cannabaceae. The record is from RefSeq and is a predicted model, not a curated record. The transcript is spliced from 2 exons.
AUGAACAAACAAGACGACUUUGAACUUGCUCCUAUUGACCCCGAGAUUGAACGUACUUUCAGAAAAAGGAGAAAGGCUCAAAAGGCUAAAAGCCGAGGCACUAUGGCUGAACAUGUUGAUGACGAAGGGGAUGCCCAGAAUGUAAUUAAUCCUAUUGUUUUGGAGAAUGAUAGAGCCAGAGCAAUACGGGAAUAUGCUGCCCCCAUGUUUAAUGAGCUCAAUCCAGGCAUUGUGAGGCCCGAAAUACAAGCACCUCAGUUUGAGCUCAAGCCGGUUAUGUUUCAAAUGCUCCAAACCAUGGGGCAGUUUAGUGGGAUGCUAACGGAAGAUCCUCAUCUCCACCUUCGUUCAUUUUUGGAGGUGAGCGAUUCUUUUAAGCUUCAAGGAGUAAGUGAAGAGGCGUUAAGGCUGAAGUUAUUCCCGUUCUCUUUAAGGCACCGAGCUAGAUCAUGGCUCAACACCCUUCCUUCCGAUUCCGUUGCAAAUUGGAAUGACUUGGCUGAGAAAUUUCUAAGAAAAUACUUCCCUCCCACCAGAAAUACAAAGUUCAGAAGCGAAAUUAUGUCUUUUCAGCAGCUUGAAGACGAAUCCACUAGUGAUGCGUGGGAAAGAUUUAAAGAGCUUUUGAGAAAAUGUCCACACCACGGCAUACCACAUUGUAUACAAAUGGAGACGUUCUACAAUGGUCUCAAUGCAGCCUCUCAGAUGGUAUUAGACACCUCAGCCAAUGGUGCCAUUCUUUCCAAAGCUCCUACAAGUAGAAAGGUGGCAGGAGUUCUUGAAGUAGAUGCCUUAACGGCUUUAACAGCUCAAAUGGCCUCAAUGACCAACAUUUUGAAGAAUUUGAGUUUGGGAGGAAACAUUCAGCCAGCUGCUGCCAUUCAAAGUGGAGACAUCUCAUGUGUUUAUUGUGGAGAUGGUCACACAUUUGAGAACUGUCUUUCAAAUCCAGCUGCGGUUUGUUAUGUGGGUAACCAAAAUUUCAACCGCAACAACAACCCAUACUCAAAUUCUUAUAACCCAGCGUGGAGGCAGCAUCCGAAUCAGUCAUGGGGGGGUCAAGGAGCAAGUUCAAGUGGAGCGCCACCACAAGGGAAACAGUCAUUUCCGCCAGGUUUUUCUCAACAGCCAAGGGCUCAGCAACCUCACCAAUCUCAAGGCUCUCAAUCUAGUUCUUUGGAGAGUUUAAUGAGGGAUUAUAUGGCAAAGAAUGAUGCUGUGAUUCAGAGCCAAGCAGCGUCUCUUCGUAAUCUGGAAAUUCAGUUGGGGCACCUGGCUAAUGAUCUGAAAAAUAGGCCACAAGGUUCUUUGCCUAGUGACACUGAGAAUCCGAGGAGGCAUGGUAAAGAACAUUGCAAAGUAAUUAAUUUACGAAGUGAGAAAAUUCUGGAAAAUGAUGAUGAGAAAACAAAAGGCAGCAGGGAGCCCACUUCAAUCCAAACUGAAGGGGAAACGAGUAAAAAAUCAGCAAGUUCAGCUGCUGAAAUUGGCCCAGUUGAUACAGCAUCGGGUCAGCAUUUUGUUACGGAAAAGACUUUGCAUAAGCCACCUCCACCAUUUCCGCAACGUUUUAAAAAACAGCAGCAAGAUGGGCAGUUCAGGAAGUUUCUGGAAUUAUUGAAACAGCUCCAUAUCAAUAUUCCUUUGGUGGAAGCAUUGGAGCAAAUGCCAAAUUAUGUAAAGUUUUUGAAGGACAUUUUGACUAAGAAAAGGAGACUUGGUGAGUUUGAAACGGUGGCCUUGACGGAAGGCUGUAGUGCCAUGUUGAAGAGUAAAAUUCCUCCUAAGUUGAAGGAUCCUGGUAGCUUUACAAUUCCUUGCUCUAUUGGUGGAAGAGAUAUGGGUAGAGCUUUAUGUGACUUGGGAGCUAGUAUUAACUUGAUGCCUAUGUCUAUUUUUAAGAAGUUGGGAAUUGGAGAAGUGAGGCCAACUACAGUCACUUUGCAAUUGGCAGAUCUUUCUAUGGCACACCCGGAAGGAAAAAUUGAAGAUGUUCUAGUGCAAGUUGAUAAGUUCAUUUUUCCGGCCGAUUUCAUCAUUCUUGAUUAUGAAGUGGAUAGAGAUGUUCCCAUUAUCUUGGGUAGGCCAUUUCUAGCUACUGGGAGGACCUUAAUUGACGUGGAAAAAGGGGAGCUCACAAUGAGAGCUCAAGAAGAACAGGUAACUUUCAAGGUAUUCAAUCCUAUACGUUCUCCAGAUGAAGUAGGAGAUUGUUUAGCCAUCACUGUCAAGAACUCUAAUAUGGAGGAAGAGGUACCCACAAGGUAUAGCAAGAGAAUUAGAGCUAAAUCAAAUUAUUCAUUGUGGGUUAAAAAAAUACAUUUUGGGUGA